This is a messenger RNA of Cutaneotrichosporon cavernicola, 510 nucleotides long. RefSeq lists its product as uncharacterized. The record is from RefSeq and is a predicted model, not a curated record. The transcript has a single exon. NCBI's taxonomy places the organism in Eukaryota, Fungi, Basidiomycota, Tremellomycetes, Trichosporonales, Trichosporonaceae. The coding region runs from base 1 to 510 and encodes 169 amino acids.
AUGCUCUCAAUACGGCUCGCGCGUCCACGAUGCUCCACAGUACUUGUGCGGCGGGGUCUAUCUACAUCCUCCGUCCGUUCAAUCGCCCAGCUCCGGCACGAUCCCCUGCGCGUCUCCAUCCCGACCGAUGAACUUGGCCUCCCAGUACCCCAGUCGCCGCCUAUCACUGCGUUCGAGCUGACCCCGAUCUCCCAUGCCCUCCUGCAGCGCCUGCACGGACUCGCGGCGUUAAACCCCCCACCAGAGGGGAGCCCCGAGGAGACAGCGCUGCGACACGACCUCGGUGAUCUCGUGGGCCUUAUGGACCUUGUGCAUGAGGUGGAGGUGCGCGAUGUCGGCGAGCUGCUCUCGAGCACUGGCGAGAUUGUGUUCAAUGCGGACGCGAUCAAGGGCCGUGGAGAAGCGGAUCUUGAUGAAUGGGAAGGACGGCCCCUGCUCGAUUACGCGACGCGGCGCGUGGGCGACUUUUACGGGUUCAAGGCGACGAUCAAGGGCGAGGACGAGGGAUAG